Messenger RNA from Cryptomeria japonica (Japanese cedar), 1117 nucleotides. Its product is annotated as vesicle transport protein GOT1. The record is from RefSeq and is a predicted model, not a curated record. The coding region runs from base 303 to 722 and encodes 139 amino acids. The transcript has 8 exons. Gene Ontology annotation, biological process: retrograde transport, endosome to Golgi; endoplasmic reticulum to Golgi vesicle-mediated transport. Lineage: Eukaryota; Viridiplantae; Streptophyta; Pinopsida; Cupressales; Cupressaceae.
ACAAAAAAACACAAAACCAGCAGCUCCAACUCAUGCCCCUUACACUUUGAACUCAAGAAAUUAAAAGAAUCGGUUCUAUCGACGAGGGCGUUACAGAGUUCAGAAGGAAGGCGCUGAAAAUUCCCUGGGCGAGAAUGAAGAUUUCAUAAAGUAUCGAAGGCAAUCGUAAUUUUUUUUUAAGCUCUGCACCAUUUUGAACAGGGUUUCGUGCAGACUCUGUCCAUAAUUUCUCAUUGGCAUCUUUGACAGCUCAGCAAAAUUUGUGCAGAAUCUUGAGAUUGGUAUAAAUUCAAAUCGGCAUCAUGCUUUCCUUCGAGAUGAAUGACCGCAAAAAAAUCGGGAUGGGCCUAACAGGCUUUGGUGUUUUGUUCUUUUUCUUGGGAAUUAUCUUCUUCUUUGAUAAGGGUCUCCUGGCAAUGGGAAAUAUCCUCUUCCUUGCAGGCGUUAUGUUAACAAUUGGUGUGAAGUCAACAGUACAAUUCUUUAUGAAACGCAGCCAUUACAAGGGAUCCAUUGCUUUUGUGAUUGGAUUUUUCUUUGUUCUCAUUGGAUGGCCUGUCAUUGGGAUGAUAUUGGAAAUCUAUGGCUUUAUUUUUCUCUUCAGUGGUUUCUGGCCUACUUUUGUGGUAUUCUUGAACAGGAUUCCUUUACUCGGUUGGGUAUUCCAACUACCAUUCAUUAAAUCGCUAUUUGGCUCAAGGCAGAGAAGGGUGCCAGUGUAACUUGAUAUGUUGAAUCAUGUGUGGUUUGGUAAGGAGAAAAGACACUAAAGAAUUACACAUGGUUCUGUAAGGAUCAGGGAUAGUUGCUUCAUUAUCUUUAUCUGACUGAUUAAAAAUAUUAAUUUUUAGAUUUCUUCUCCAAGUUCCUUCUGGAAUCAAAAUGUGCAGUUGAGUAAAUAUUUCAUGGUUCAGAAUUCUGGAAGUUUUAUACAAGUUUAUAUUGUAUUAUAUGGUCUUUGUGCAGGAGGAAAUUGAUUUCUAAGAACUUGGUUAAAUGUUCCCGUGGAAUUGAUCAUAUCAACAGUGUGACUGAUUCAUCUGAGUUGUACUGUAAUCAUUGUUUCACAUACUGACAAUUCUAUAAAACGAAUUUAAAUCAGUUCGAAAUUUUGUAA